AUGGGGUAUCUUGGCCGCCUGAUCCUGCUAUUGCAGCUCCUGCUCACGACGCAGGUCGCUAGGGCGAUAGAUAUUUCUCCCGAUGACCCCAAUUCCUUCAAACAGGCCGCCUCUGCUGCUGCCUAUGACAUGGUCUCCUACUACAGUGGCAACCAGAGCGGUCAGAUCCCCGGAAAACUAUCGGGCACUUGGUGGGAAGGCGGCGCCAUGUUCAUGACUCUCAUCCAGUACUGGCACUGGACGGGAGAUAACUCGUACAACGACAUCACCCAAACAGGGAUGUACUGGCAGGCGGGAGAGAACUAUGACUACAUGCCGUCAAACUACUCGAGCUAUCUGGGAAACGAUGACCAGAUGUUCUGGGGCCUGGCGGCCAUGACGGCCGCCGAGCUCAACUACCCCCAGGUCGAUGGCAAGCCGUCGUGGUUGUCCCUCGCGCAGGCCGUCUUCAACACCCAAGUCCCGCGCUGGGACAAGACCUCGUGCAAUGGCGGCCUGCACUGGCAGAUAUGGAGCUACCAGGCGGGCUGGAACCAGAAGAACGCCAUCUCCAACGGCGGGCUCUUCCAGCUGGCCGCCCGCCUGGCGCGCUACACCAACAACCAGACCUAUGCUGACUGGGCGAAUAUCAUCUGGGACUGGAGCGCCACGACGCCGUUGCUCAACACCAAAACCUGGGACAUCGCCGACAGCACGACCUUCCCGUCCGGGUGUACGGAUCACGAUGAUGACCAGUGGACCUACAACUAUGGGACGUACCUGAUGGGGGCGGUCUACAUGUACAACCUGACCAAUGGCGACCCCAAGUGGAAGGCCGGCAUCGACGGGCUGCUGGGCACCAUCUGGAAGAACUUCUUCCCGCAGCAGUACGGCGGGGUCAUGGUCGAGCCCUGCGAUGCCCCUAAGAACUGCAACCGCAACGAGAUCCUCUUCAAAGGCUUCCUGUCGUCGUGGCUCGCCUUCACCACGCUUCUGGCUCCCUACACGGCGGGACCGAUCAUCGAGAAGCUGAAGCUUACAGCGCAGGCGGCGGGCAAACAGUGCACCGGCCUCAGCGACGGCAAGCAUUGCGGCAUGCAGUGGUACAACCCGACGUGGGACGGCACCGACGGGCUGGAGCAGCAGAUGAGCACGCUGAGCAUCUUCGCCAACACGCUGGCGGCCUUCGAGCCGCAGGGCAGCGGCGCCAAAAACCAGGCGCCCUUGACCUCGUCGACGGGCGGCAACAGCACCAGCGAUCCCAGCGCCGGCACCGGUAGCAGUGCGGACGAGGGCCUUGGGCCGCAUUUCUCUCCGAUCACCACGGCGGACCGCGUGGGCGCGGGCGUCCUCACUUUUGCGUUUGCGACGGGGUGGAUCGGGAUGGCGGCGUGGAUGCUCAAGGAACGGUGA
Rasamsonia emersonii CBS 393.64 is the source of this 1392-nucleotide messenger RNA. Its product is annotated as Glycosyl hydrolase. NCBI's taxonomy places the organism in Eukaryota, Fungi, Ascomycota, Eurotiomycetes, Eurotiales, Trichocomaceae. The record is from RefSeq and is a predicted model, not a curated record. Gene Ontology annotation, molecular function: mannan endo-1,6-alpha-mannosidase activity. Bases 1 to 1392 code for a protein of 463 amino acids. The transcript is spliced from 3 exons. Gene Ontology annotation, biological process: fungal-type cell wall biogenesis; carbohydrate catabolic process.